Molecule: messenger RNA, 4714 nt
Organism: Culex pipiens pallens (northern house mosquito)
Lineage: Eukaryota; Metazoa; Arthropoda; Insecta; Diptera; Culicidae
Gene: Grip
Product: glutamate receptor-interacting protein 2
Exons: 9
Coding region: 946-4137 (1063 amino acids)
Biological process (GO): neurotransmitter receptor transport, endosome to postsynaptic membrane
Molecular function (GO): protein binding
Source: RefSeq, a predicted model, not a curated record
CGACAGACAAUUUUCGGCACUCGAACGGAGCUGAUCGCAGUUGGCGUCGGUCGUCGUCGGUCGUGCGGUAGUCUGGUGCGGUGUUUGUGAUCGUGCGUGCGUGCGACGUUUCGUGAGUGUUUGUGUGAUUUCGCGCCGUGUGUUGAAGGAAGAGGAAAAGCAGAGCACUCUACGAUCGGAUUUUCUUUUGCGGAAAAAAGCGAAAAUCCGUAAUUUCUUUUUAUGCAAGUGGAAUUUAAACGGUUAUUGCUUAUCGUUUUGCCUGAAGGUUCGCGGGAGAUUUCGAGGGAACCAAGCGGUGAAGAAAAAAAAGUGAAUGUUUUGCGAAACUGGCCAUUAAAUGUGAAUUGUUGGGAAAUUGUCGUGAUCGUGAGACAGUGAAUCAAUCAGAAGCAUCACAGCAUUUUAGAAGGAAAAUACACCACGAGGGUUUGGGUGUUUGUGUGUGAUUUGCUGGUCGGUGAAUGUGACACGGAGUGUCACGACGGGUUGCUUAGUUGGGAAGGACCGGAAAUCGCGCUUUUUCAUUCAGCGGUCGCGCGGUUUACGCACGCACAGUAAUGGCGGCUGGCAACAUGGCGGCAUCGAAGGAGGCGCGCGCGACUUUUCUGACAGCUUGAGCGCAAGGCGCAGCAAUAGCGUGUAGGUGGCGUCGCGUCAAAACAAUAACAAAAGUGAUUUGUGGUGCUGAGAGGUGUGCUCGGGAGCGCGCUCGCUCGCGAGCUGUCGGUCGUUUUAUUCGCAAAUUUGCGCGUGCUGAGUUGUAACAAGUUGACAGAUUGAUUCCGCUGGUGUAACACAGUGGCGACAGCGUGACGGCGCCACGUUGCACAACAAUAACAAAAAAUAAAAAACCUGUGAAAAGUCAUUUUUCUUGGCGUCGCAGCAGGCCAGCAAAAACAACAACAAAACUAAACGAAGGAGGAAAAAAAGCAGCCAGCAGUCAUGAAGCUUUGGAAAUCGAAGAAAUCUUCUUCCGGUGGAAGUGGAAGCAGCUGUGUACCCGGAAGUGGUGGUGGUGGUGGUGGCAAGGGAGGUGGCACACUGUCCAAAAACUGCAACUUCAAUGGCCACAGCAGCAGCAGCAACAACAGCUUCGAGGAUAAUAGCGUCGAGACGUCGUUCAUCAACCCGUCGGCGGUGGCGAAUAAUGGUGGCGCGGUGACAACGGCCGCGGGGACGCCGUCGGCCGGAGCAGGGCUGCAGCAGCAAUCGGCAGCACCGCCGGGAGCGACCGGGAGCAUGAUGUCGGCAAUCGACCGGGCCAUGAGUCCGGCCCAGUCGGAGGACUCCGGGCUGGCGGCGGACCGCGGGACCACCUACGCGACCAUCUCGAUCAGCCGCGACCAGGGCCAGUCGCUGGGCAUCGUUCUGGCAGAACGUAACGACCUGUCGUAUCCACCGGUGGUGGAGUCCAUCAACGGACCGGCGGCGGAUUUCCUGGCCCCGGGCGACCGUAUCCACCAGAUUGACGGCAUCUCCACCGUAGGACUCACGAACCAGCACCUGUUUAGCAUUCUUGCCCACGGAGACGGACCCGCCGUCAUGGAGAUCGAGUACACCUUCCCGGAGUACAUUUCCCAGAACAGCUUGUGCGUCACGACAAAGCUCGCCCAGAUCACGGUUGAACGGGAAAACGGCUGCCUGGGGUUGACGUUGCGGGGUGGAGGCGAGUACCCGCUGGUCGUGACCAACGUCCGAAUGCACGGUCCGGUGUUCAAAACCGGUCAGAUCAAGCCCGGCGAUCGCGUGCUGCGAGUCGAUAAUAUCUCCCUGGUCGCCAAGACCCUCUCGGAAGCGCAGCACAUCCUCAAAACCGGUCACAUGUCCGGCUUCACGAACCUGACGAUCGAGUACGACGUGUCGGUAAUGCAGAGCGUCGAGUUCAGCAUGGGCCCGCUGCUGCUGGAGAUCGAGCGGCCGAUGAACGAAAAGUUGGGCCUCAUCCUGAGCAACUACUCGAGCGCCAUCAACGGCGGCGACAUCUACCACCACAAGCUGGUCGACGAGGUGCAGCCGGCCGGCAUCUACAUUGCCAGCAUUCUUCCGGCGAGCAUAGCGGACCGGUGCGGCGCGCUGUCCAUCGGCGAUCAGAUCCUGUCGGUGGACGAAACGAUCGUGGAGAACAGUGCGUACUCGCCGGAGGAGGUCACCGCCCUGCUGGACGAGACGUGCACCAAGGGGUAUACGCAGCUGCAGAUUCUGCCGGCGCACACGCUGGUGCGGCGAAGAGGAAUCUCCUGCUCCUCACCUAAGUACGGCUUCAACACGGUCGACUCGCGGAAGAACCUGUCCGCGGCCAAGAACCGUCGCCUGGUGCGAAAGAGUUCGCUUCCGCAACCUGCCGAAAAUGGUGGCUUGCAUCCAAACGUGGGUCUCUGCAAAGCGGAAACGAUCCAGCUGGUUCUGGACUGCUCGCAGGGUUCCGGGAUCUGUUUGGGGCCGAAGACGCCCUGCGGGCGGGGGUUCAUUAUCGCGCAGGUGGUGCCGGAUUCGGUGGCGGAGCGGUCCGGGUGUCUGCAGAAGGGGGACCGGAUUUUGGGCGUCAAUAAGAUGUACAACUUGGACGCGAACACGAUCCGGCAGUUGUUGGGGGAUUUUGGGGUGAAAACGGCCGCGAACCAUUAUCACAAUCAGCCGCAGGCGACGAAUUGGGUGGAGUUGGAGCUGGAGUUUGACAUGGCGGACAGCGUGAUUCCGUCGAGCGGGGUGUUCAACAUCAAGCUGGUUCGGCAGAACCGGUGUGGGCUGGGGAUUACGGUUAAUGGGAAUAACCAUGGGUCGUUUGUGAUCUCGGAGGUUAAGCCGGGCAGUGCCGCACAUCGGACGGGGUCGUUGAGGGCCGGGGACGUUUUGUUGGCGGUGGACAAUCAUCCGGUGCAGCACUACAAUCUGGAUCUGCUGUUGAAGGAGAGCAAGAACGAGUUCAUAACGUUGACCGUGAAGCGGAACUCGUUGCCGGACUUUUUGUUUGACGCACAGCAGAAGACGAACAUGCUCUAUGGGAGUACUGAGGACAACGCCUACAUCUACGGCAACAGAUACAACGAAUCACCGUCGCUGAAGUCCAACAACAACGUGGAUUACUUCCAGAUCGAGGAUCACAUGCAGCAGAACCUGCGACGACCCGUUUGGAAUCGCCCAAAUGCGUACGACAUCCUGCCCGGUCCAAACCCCAUGACCCAGAGCACCGGAACGCUCAAAGCCAUGCACCAUCAAACUUCCUCCAGCACCGAGAACCUUCCCCAUCCACCGGCACAACUGCUCUCCGGAGAUGCCACCGGCGACCUCGGCGAGGACCGCUUCGACGACAUCGUCCACUACAAGAUGGCAUCGAUGAACAUCAACAGCACCAACUACGUCGGCCUUCCCAGCGGAAACUCCGGCGGCGUAGCCGGCGGAGGAGGAGUCUCACAAGAUCCAACCAACCCCGACCAACCCCAAAUCCAGCAAAUCAUCUUCAACGUCCGCCUCGAACCGAACGGCGGCCCCCUCGGAAUCACCCUCGCCGGAAGCGACGACCUGCAGAAACCCAUCAAGAUCAGCGCGCUCACCGAGGGCGGCAUCGCCCACACCAACGGCCAACUAAAAGUCGGCGACUGCCUCCUCGCCAUCAACGGCGAAAACAUCUGCGGAGUCCCACUCACCACGGCCACCAAGCUCCUGCACAAGUUCGAGAACGUCGUCGACCUGCAAAUCUCCCGAACGGAGUGCAUCUCCUCUUCAGCGCGACCCGGCAGCGAACAACCCCAGCCGCAAGCCGUGUACGCCAAGGUGCAGCGGAACCGACCCCGAAGUCCGUCCAUCACGGACGCCCACUCGACCAACUCGAACCAGAGCGGCCAGAGUUCGCCGGGGGCGCCGUGCCGGACGUUGCACGUGACGCUGUUCAAGGAUCGCGUGUACGACGACUACGGCUUCUCGGUGUCGGACGGGCUGUACGAGCGGGGCGUGUACAUCAACCGGAUCCGGACGGGGGGACCGGCGGACAUGGUCGGGAUGCUGAGGCCGUUCGAUCGGAUCGUGCAGGUCAACGGUAUCAAGACCCAGGACUUUGAUUGCUGCCUCACGGUUCCGCUGAUUGCGGCAGCCGGCGACAAGAUUGACCUCGUCAUCCAGCGGCCCCUGUCGAAAUGAUCCUCGCCCCGGCCGGAGUACUACUACACUCUCGGGGGGACCAGACACACCAAGUUAAAAGUGCCAUUUCCAGCGGAAGAUCGUCCAAAUCCGACCGAAACGGAAAGAAAACCAAUCGAAGCCAAGCUGACGAGCUCGCCCUAUUGCCUUUUGUCGUUGUAACCACUUUCUAACCUUUUCUAAAUUUGAAAUUUUCCACACUUUUACCACAUUUUGAAUCACACAACUCUCCGCGCGCGUAUUUAUUACUCAUAUCGUAUCGUUAAAGUUUAGACUAUCUCUCACUCUUAUUCAUGUUAACGCCAAAGAAAGCGAAAAAGCGAAAUCACACAUCUUAUACCAAACUUUUACAAUAUUAUUACUAUUAUACUCUCUAUACACCAAAUACAUUACUGAAAACUGCUAGGACAAUAAGAAGAAGCAGAAGAAUAAAGUUAGCCAAAGUUUCCUUCCGAGAAAAGCAAACCAAAGAAUUUCGAAUCCACGUUUUGUCACGCCAUAUUGUAGCAAAUAAGGAUUGCCAUUUACAGUUUAGAAAAUACACACAAAUAUAUAAGAGUUAAGCAAAAAAACUAAA